AUGGCCAUUCGCUCCAUGAAGUUCACUCCCGAGGUCCUCCUCGGCGCACCCAGGCGGUCCUCAGCCAUCCCCAAUGCAGCCGGGACGCUAGCAGUCUACACGCAGACCUCUUACUCCUUCGAGUCCCACUCCAAGACGAACGAGAUCCGCGUCAUAGACAUCGAAUCCGGCCGAUCAGCCCUCAUCACCAAUGAUCCCGGCGCCAGUAACCCGCAAUGGGUAGACCACAGCGACCAGCUAGUUUGGCUGAAGACCAAAGCAAACGGCAACACCAGCUUUAUAAUCGGUGAUGCUCGCCAGGCCGAUAACACAUACACUGCCGGUACGGUGCCAGGACCGGUAUCGGAUCUGAAGAUCGCGGUCAUCGAGCCCGGUAAGGUUGGCUUCGCUGUCACGGGCAAGGCCAAUCCAGACGGUUCGCUGUAUAACCCCCACGACGCGAAGAAGCCCUAUACCACCGGAAAACUCUACACAUCGCUCUUUGUCCGGCACUGGGAUUCAUAUGUCGAACCUCAGAAGAACUCAAUCUGGUAUGGAUUGCUGGAGCAAGCGCCUUUGUCGUCGGCCCUUAGACGGGCGGGCAAAUACUCCGUCUCCGGAUUGACGAACUUGAUUCAAGUUUCCGGGCUGGCGGGUGUCGAGUCGCCUAUUCCGCCUUUUGGUGGUACUGGUGACUUUGAUAUCAGCCCAACGGCUAUUGUGUUUAUUGCAAAGGAUCCGAAUCUCAACCCAGCGACUCAUACUUCUUGCUCGUGUUACUAUGCCCCCAUGUUCUCGUGGACUAGUAUGAGUGAACCCGAUGCAAAGGUCUGUAAAGUUACUGGUCUUCAAGGAGCGAUGUCGUCUCCUGUCCUUAACUCAGAUGGUAGCUCUAUCGCACUGCUGGCUAUGCGUGAGGACGGCUAUGAGUCUGAUAAGAAUCGCAUUUUGUAUGUUCCCAACCCGUGGGAUGGCAACAUGAUUGAAAUCUUUGGGUCGGAGGAUGGUGAAGGGCUCUGGGACCUGAGUCCCUCAGCCGUGUCGUUCGCGCACGAUGAUAAGUCGCUGCUUCUUCACGUCGAGGAAGCAGGCCGUGGAGUCCUCUACCAGCUCCCUAUCGAGAAUGCGCAAAAGAUCAAGCCGGAUUCUCUCAAGAGACUGACCCGGUCGGGAUACGUCAACGAUGCGGUCCCCGCAGGGAACAACUCGUCCAAGCUUUUCGUGUCCAGCAGCAGUCUCGUCGACAACAGCCUGUGGACCAUCAUCGACCCCGCCCACCCCGACGACAUACAAAUGGUCUCAUCAAACGGCCGAGGCGGCAGUGCAUUCGGGCUAUCCUCAACGCAGGUUGACGAGAUCUGGUUCAAGGGCGCCGAAGACCACCCCGUUCACGCCUGGGUGGUGAAACCCUCCGACUUCAAGCCAGGCAAUAGAUAUCCCCUCGCAUACAUGAUCCACGGCGGUCCCCAGGGUGCCUGGAACGACCAGUGGAGCACACGCUGGAACCCGGCUGUGUUCGCCGAGCAGGGCUAUGUCGUGAUUACUCCCAACCCAACAGGAAGUACUGGCUACGGCCAGCCAUUCACCGACGCAAUCAAAGGACAAUGGGGCGGUCGGCCUUACGAGGAUAUUGUCCGGGGAUUCGACUACAUUGAACAACAUCUGCAGUAUGUGGAUACCACGCGGGCUGUGGCGCUCGGCGCUUCGUACGGUGGCUACAUGAUGAAUUGGAUCCAAGGCCAUCUACUCGGACGCAAAUUCAAGGCGUUGGUUACCCAUGACGGUGUAUUCAGUAUGACUGGUCAACUGGCUAGUGAAGAGCAAUACUUCCCCCUUCAUGAUUUGAAGGGUCCGAUCUGGAAGGUCCCCGAGAACUGGGCGAAGUGGGAUCCUUCGCGAUUCACUGAGCAUUGGAAGACGCCUCAUCUCAUCAUUCAUAAUGAGUUGGAUUAUCGUCUUACCGUUGCCGAAGGUCUGGCUGCGUUCAACGUGCUUCAGCUACGUGGAGUUGAUAGCGCGUUCUUGACGUUCCCGGAUGAGAACCACUGGGUUCUCAAUCCUGAAAAUUCCCUUUUAUGGCAUCGAACUGUGCUAAAUUGGAUUAACAAAUAUGUUGGUCUUCCUCCUGUUUUCGAAGAACCUGAUUUGGCGUCCGAAGUGAACAAUCUCUCGCUUUGA
Molecule: messenger RNA, 2157 nt
Organism: Penicillium soppii
Lineage: Eukaryota; Fungi; Ascomycota; Eurotiomycetes; Eurotiales; Aspergillaceae
Product: oligopeptidase family protein
Exons: 2
Coding region: 1-2157 (718 amino acids)
Biological process (GO): proteolysis
Molecular function (GO): serine-type endopeptidase activity
Source: RefSeq, a predicted model, not a curated record